Microsporum canis CBS 113480 is the source of this 951-nucleotide messenger RNA. RefSeq lists its product as hypothetical. NCBI's taxonomy places the organism in Eukaryota, Fungi, Ascomycota, Eurotiomycetes, Onygenales, Arthrodermataceae. Gene Ontology annotation, biological process: U6 snRNA 3'-end processing. The record is from RefSeq and is a predicted model, not a curated record. Gene Ontology annotation, cellular component: nucleus. Gene Ontology annotation, molecular function: 3'-5'-RNA exonuclease activity. The transcript has 3 exons. Bases 1 to 951 code for a protein of 316 amino acids.
AUGCCCCUUGUCCAGUAUUCUGAUACCGAAUCCGAAGAAUCCGGGAGAGACGGAGAGAUAAGCAGAUUGUCAAGGUCUCCCAAGCGGCCCCGUCAUGGAUCUAACGAUAAAGUGCGACUAGAAGCUGAUGGCCAGGACCAUGCUGCCUUGCCGCCACUACCAAAUGAAUUUCGUGAUUUGUACUCUACUUCGGUGAGAGUUAGCGUGCAGGAUGAUCCCAGCCUUCAUAAUGGACGGACACGAGCAGUUCCUCAUGUGGUUGGCAACUGGCCAACACAUAUUUACCUUGAGUGGUAUCCCAACAAUAGUGAACUAGGAGUGUUGUCAGAAGUUAUCAAGCGAUGUGAAAGAUCAGCCUUGGACGGCAUGUCUAUUCAUAGUCUUCUUUACAGCGACCUGGGAGCACAGCUACCCUUACAUAUCAGCCUGUCUCGGCCAGUGGUCCUCUUGACGGAGCAGCGGGAAUCGUUUCUUAAUCUUUUCCACGAAUCAAUUUACAAGUCAAAAAUUCAACCCUUAGACUGGGUGUCGAAUUUUGAACAUACGAGAUGGUUCCUCGUCUUACGCUUGAAUUGCCCGAAAAAUGAUGGCUUAAACCGGCUACUACGCCUGUCAAAUACAACUCUUGCACAUUUUUCCCAACCGCCAUUAUAUGAAAAUCCUACCCACAGACAGAAGAGAAAACACGGAAAGCAAGUGGGGCAUCAGCACGAUAUAUCCCCAUAUUCUGGCCCAGGUGAUACUGACUACACAGACUGUUUCCAUAUUUCAAUCGCCUGGACGCUAAAAGAGCCAGGCGCUAGGGAUAAAGAACGACUUUUGUCAAUCGAUUUCCAGCCCCAUAAGCUUAACUUCAAAUUCAAUAACGUCAAAGUGAAAGUCGGAAAUCAAAUACAUAGUGAAGCGCUCCUUACAUCGACAAUGGACGAAGAUGGCUUCGAAGGUGUUUAA